AUGGCGCUCGAAACUCUGCGCAAGAUCAGUGGUUCUGCGAGCCACGCUUCAGCCGCAUCGGCCGCUGGUAGCAGCAGCAGCGCUUCCGCAUCGGCCCCCACAUCGGCCCCCACUUCGACUCACAGCGCUUCGCCUGCCUUGACCCCUCGAAACAGCACAUCGCGCGAUAGCCCAAAGGACAAGGAUGCUGCCAUCAGUAGAAUGGCCAAAAUGCGCGCCGCCAUGCAUAUUGGCUCCGUUUACGAUGAUUGGCCCAUGUACUCGGCCAAUGGUGACGACUACAUUGUCGGAGAUGUGAUUGGCUUUGGAGCCUCCUCGGUGGUGCACCAAGGCGUUUUCAAGCCGCUUGACAAAGCGUGCGCUAUCAAAGUCAUCGAUCUCGAAGCCUACGGCCGGGACACGGAAGAGCUACGCCGGGAGACACAGCUCAUGUCACUGUCCAAACACCCCAAUAUUCUCCGAGUGCGUGGUUGCUGGGUUCACGGUGCCAAGCUCCACAUUGCUACUCGCCUGAUGAACAGUGGCUCCAUGCUCGACAUCAUGCGUUUUGCUCAUCCCGAAGGUUUUGACGAGACCGUCAUUGCUACAGUGCUCAAGCAAGCCCUCGAAGGUCUGAAUUACCUGCACAUCAAUGGCUGGCUCCAUCGUGAUCUCAAAGCUGCCAAUAUCCUGGUGGACGAUGAUGGCACGGUGCUGCUUGGCGACUUUGGCGUCGGCGUCUUUGUCGGCGACACGGACAAGUCAUCCGGCACCGUCGCCAACGAGGGCAAGCGCAAGAGCUUUGUGGGGACCCCUUGCUGGAUGGCACCCGAGGUGAUCGAGCGCAAGCACUACGGCACCAAGGCCGAUAUCUGGAGCUUUGGCAUCACCGCGCUCGAGCUAGCACAGGGCCGCGCUCCAAACUCGAAGCUGAACCCCGUCAAAGUCUUGAUGCGCACCAUGCAGGACGAGCCGCCACAGCUCGAUCGCACGGGCGGUGCACACAAAUACACGAAGCUCAUGGACGACUUUGUGCGUCAGUGUCUCCAGAAGAACCCAGAGAAGCGGCCAACGGCAGACAAGCUGCUUUCGCAUGGCUUCUUCAAGCAGGCGAAAGGGCAGAAGCAUCUCAUCUCGGCGGUGCUCGCGGGACUGCCUCCCCUCGCUGAUCGCCAGGAGCGACGACGACUUGCAUCCACCAACACGACGCACAACUACCUUUCGUGGGACUUUGACACCAUCAGCAGCCGGACGACCACGCCGAAUCUCGAUAAGCUGGAUCCCUUUCGCAACUUUACCGGCGUAGUCUCGCUGCCAUCACCGCACGGUUCCGUCCGAUCCACGAAGCUGGUGUCGAUAGAUGGACAACAUGUGCUCGCUACAGAAGACAACGAUCUCUCUCUGCUGCGCAGAUUCAGCAGCUUCGACGCUUCGUCAGACAAGGAAGCGGGCUCGCAAAUCGGUGGCGCCAGGCGACGCAAUCGCUCAGCGGAUACUUCGCUGUCUCAUCGCAAGUCUCUCUCGUUUGGCGAUGCGGACGGUCACAGCGGGACUGGGACCGAAGACGACGCAUACUUGACCAGUGGUGUUCAUGCUCCGCUUGCUCCAAUUGGAGAAGCAGCAUCGCCAAUGGUCAUGCCGAUGAAGCGCACGGAGAGCACCGAAGAGCCUUCCGAUCUCAAGCUCAGUCCCGGUUCUGCGGGGUCGGACAAGGCAGCUGCGGUGGAACGCACCUCGGACGACAAGUCACCGGUCCUGACCCCGCAGAGCGAUGAUCACUCACCCAGCCAAGCGAGCGGCAGCACCUUGAACACCACACCCCGAUCUUCACCUCAGCAGAGGUCGGUCUCUUCCACGAGCACAGCAACUUUCACCUCUCGGCGUGCCGCAGAAGACAAGGACGCUUUGACCGACCCAGCAACGCGCCAAAUCGCGCUUCGACGCACCUCGGACCGUUCGCACAGCAAGGUGGAUCCUGAGGCAAGCGCGCCGGCGGGCAAAAGCAAGCGCGAGUCGGUCUUUGGCAAGCUGUUCAAAGGCCCGAGUCGUAAGGAAGGCAAGGUGUAA
Kalmanozyma brasiliensis GHG001 is the source of this 2046-nucleotide messenger RNA. RefSeq names its product Protein kinase domain protein. The record is from RefSeq and is a predicted model, not a curated record. Gene Ontology annotation, molecular function: protein kinase activity; protein serine/threonine kinase activator activity; ATP binding. NCBI's taxonomy places the organism in Eukaryota, Fungi, Basidiomycota, Ustilaginomycetes, Ustilaginales. The transcript is spliced from 3 exons. Gene Ontology annotation, biological process: protein phosphorylation. Bases 1 to 2046 code for a protein of 681 amino acids.